AUGGCCAUGUCUAUGAAGCCCACCGAGAAUGGCAUUCCACGCGCUCAUAUUCUGGGUCUUCCAUUCACGGUUGACCGAAGCUCUCCGAAACUGCCUACGGUCGAGCCACAGCCUGUUGCAUACCCGCCGCGAGCACUGGAAUUCACUGGCUCUCAGUACUCUGAGGCAGCGGAAGAGAUAAAGGUUCCAGCGCCAGAUUCAGUCCAUCUCCCAAAGAAGCCACAUCACCGUCCAUUUGGCGCGAUUUCCAGCUGCUGCUCAACCAGUCGACCUCACACACCCCCUGCGACGGCAACGGUACAUGCACACGGCGAUGCUCAUGACGAGGAAGAAGUCUCAGCCUUGGAGAGCCCACAUACCCAAUCUCACGCCAUGGGUAUUUGCUGCUCGGGGUCUUCCUGCCUAAGUGAGGACUCUUCGCUAAAGCAUCUAGGUGAUAUUGCGAUCUCGGGCAAACAAGAGGACGUUGAGCUUGGCCCUUCAAACUUUGAGCGAGUCGUUCUCCGAAUCGAUGGUCUCAAGUGCGGAUGCUGCGAAUCAGGGCUUUCGCGGGCGGUUGGCCGCAUCCCUGCCGUUAGGAACUUUCAAGUGAACACUGUCUUAGCUCGGGUCGAGCUAGAGCUAGAUACCAAUCGGCUGUCCGUUGACAGGAUUAUCGAGCUACUAGAAACGAGGACUGGAUACAAAUUCGAAGAGCAGGUUGCGGUUUCUGGUCAGGUUUUAGAGUUCAUCAUCACCGAUCCCAGGCGUUUGCAGCAUGCCAUCCAACCACACGGCGUCACACGUGUCGAGGCCCCCGAACGAGCACCAUGGCGUCCUUUCGGCUUGUUGAGUGGGCGCAAGGGCUUAACGCAGAAGAAGACGGCCGACGUCAAUGAUGAUGCCGGUGCCGAGGACAGUCCUCGUGGAACCUCGAAGCUACGUAUACCACCGACCAAGAUAUACUACGACGCGAACGUCAUCGGCGCCCGAGACAUCUACGAACACUACCUCAAAUACGAUCCCGAUCUAACUUUAGCACCUCUAGUGGCAGACCCAGGGCUUGAUCUUGGAGCCAAGCAGACCAGAAGAGCCCUGAAAUGGUUCCUUCCCACACUGGCUCUCACUCUUCCAGUCCUCGUCUUCGCAUGGGCCCCGCUUAACCACGAAAAUCCCACGUUUGCCCACAUCUCAUUGGCUCUGGCAACCCUCGUACAGCUCAUCGCCUUCUACCAAUUCGUCCCGAGUACCACGAUGGCGUACGUUUUCAGCGUCGUAUCAUACAAGUACCAACUUGAUGGUAGGCCACUAGAAACUGGGUCGUUCUUCGAGACGUCUACGCUGUUGGUCUCGCUUCUCUUGCUUGGCCGCUUCAUCAAUGAAUACGCCCGUUAUCGAGCUGCGAAGUCGGUAUCCUUCAGAUCGCUCCAAGUCGACCAGGCAAUCCUUGUGCAGCAGACCACGACGUCGUGGGCCAACGCAAUCACGAGCAGAAUCGACAGCAGACUAUUACAGUACGGUGAUUACUUCUGCACACCACCGCACACCAGAAUCGUGACAGACGGCGUGGUCGUAUACGGAGGCUCCGACGUCGACGAAUCAAUGAUGACGGGUGAGUUCAAGCCGAACGCGAAGGGACUCGACUCGGAAGUCUUCGCAGGCACCAACAAUGGAGACGGCCAGCUCAUCGUGAGCUUAACGAAGCUGUCUCACGAGAAUUCGGUCCAGCAGAUUGCCGCCUUGGUUGAAGACGCUGAGUUGACGAAGCCGCGAGCACAAGCACUGGCUGAUCGGGUCGCUGGUUGGUUCGUCCCCGCAAUGGCUUCCAUUGGGCUCACGGUCUUUCUCAUCUGGCUAUUCGUUGAGCGAUACCACAACACAAAAUCCUGGAGGGUACGAAGCGCGGUACUCACAGCCAUUACCUAUGCCAUCGCCACUCUCAUCGUCUCAUGUCCAUGCGCCAUCGGUCUUGCCGUACCCAUGGUCGUCUUAAUCGCAGGUGGUGUGGCCGCACGGCACGGGAUCAUCUUUCGGGACCCCCAGAAGCUCGAGAUCGCACGCAACGUCACGGAUGUCAUCUUCGACAAGACCGGUACCAUUACCACAGGAAGACUUGAGAUCAUUGGUCUCCCUAUGCAUCGCAACACGGACCACACACUCAUGAAGGGGCUGUUGCUAGGCCUUGUGAAGGACAUCAAGCACCCAGUAUCUAUCGCGAUCACCCAGUAUCUGGAACGAGACAUACUCGCCCACAAGAACUUCGAACCUCUUCAAGUCAACAACAUCACCAGUAUUCCUGGUAAAGGCGUCCAAGGCAAUUGUGCGAAAACUGGGGUGGAGAUUCGCGCAGGCAACGCAGAAUGGCUUCACAUCAACGUAAUCGGUCAAUCAAAGAACACAGCAUGCUACUUCACCUACGGCGGCGACCUUCGCAUGAGCUUCGAACUCCUGGAUCAACCUCGGCCUGAAGCAAUAAUGGUAAUUAAAGAACUCCACUCUCGAGGAAUAAACGUACACAUGCUCAGUGGCGACAACGACGGGGCUGUCAGCGACGUGGCGACAACCCUAUACAUCGACGAGGCGAAUACAAAGGCUCGAUGCACACCCGAAGGAAAGAUGCAAUACAUCCGUGAUCUCCAGGACUCGCGCAGGAGAUCCAUCGUCAUGUUCCUCGGUGACGGAACGAACGACUCUGCAGCGCUCAAACAAGCCGACGUGGGCGUGCACCUCAAUGAUGGUUCCGACGUUGCAAAGUCCGCGGCUGAUGUCGUCCUUAUCACGACUCGACUGCACGACGUUCUCAUCCUACUCGACAUUUCGCAUGCGGCAUACCGACGUAUCUGCUGGAACUUCAGUUGGUCGGCAUUCUACAAUUUCUUCGCCAUCAUCCUUGCUGCCGGCGCAUUCGUCAAGCUCCAGGCCAACGUGAGGAUCACGCCGCAGUGGGCGGGCCUGGGCGAGCUCAUCAGUGUCCUACCGGUGGUCCUUAUCGCGUUCCAGAUGCGCUUCCGCAACUAUGGAAAACCGUACGGAGCGAUGGAGAGGACGUAUCAGAAGGUUGAGGCGCCGAAGCGCGAGCAGCGACGUAGUCGCCAGAGUGCAAGUUCGGCGAGCGCUGGGUGCUGUGAAAUGCCCACGUCGACUUUGGCACAUGUUGACGCUAUUACGGGUAUGAGUGAGAAGCGUGGGCUUGGGAAGGUGGCGUUCUGGCUUUCUUCGAGACGAUGA
Messenger RNA from Alternaria viburni, 3207 nucleotides. RefSeq lists its product as uncharacterized. Lineage: Eukaryota; Fungi; Ascomycota; Dothideomycetes; Pleosporales; Pleosporaceae. Gene Ontology annotation, molecular function: ATPase-coupled monoatomic cation transmembrane transporter activity; ATP hydrolysis activity; ATP binding. Gene Ontology annotation, biological process: monoatomic cation transport. The transcript is spliced from 4 exons. The record is from RefSeq and is a predicted model, not a curated record. Gene Ontology annotation, cellular component: membrane. Bases 1 to 3207 code for a protein of 1068 amino acids.